AUGAGUUUGGUUGCACUUCAUCAAUUCGACUACAUCUUUGCGAUCGCCAUGAUGUUUGCAUUCUUGGAUGCAUUCAACAUCGGCGCAAAUGAUGUAGCAAACUCCUUUUCUUCAUCAGUCUCCUCGAGAUGUCUGAAAUACUGGCAAGCGAUGAUCUUAGCUGCCAUCAUGGAAUUUUUGGGUGCCGUCUUAGCUGGUGCCCGUGUCACUGACACUAUUAGAAAGAGAAUUAUCAACGUUCACGCUUUCGACGACGACCCAGCCAUGCUGAUGUUGACCAUGGCCACUGCCUUGGUCGGUUCUUCUGUCUGGUUGAGUAUUGCCACUUAUGUCAGAGCUCCUGUCUCCACCACUCAUUCCAUUGUUGGUGGUGUCAUUGGUGCUGGUAUCGCUGCUAAAGGUGCUGGUGAGAUCCACUGGGGAUGGAGUGGAUUUGCCAAGAUUGUUGCUUCUUGGUUCAUCGCUCCAUGUGUUGCUGGUGGAUUCGCUUCCGUCCUUUUCCUCUUCUGUAAGUUCUCAAUUUUGGAGAGAAAGCAUGAUGCCAGAAAUGCCCUUCUGUUUGCUCCAUGUAUCGUCUUCUUGACUUUUGCUGUCCUGACAAUGUUGAUCGUCUGGAAGGGAGCUCCAAACUUGAACUUGGACGACCUUUCUACUGGUGCUACCGUCGGUUCUAUCUUCGGUGUUGCUGGUGUUGCUACAAUCAUUUACAUCACAUUCUUUUUCCCAUUCUUGAAAAGAAGAAUUAUCGAUGAGGACUGGACCUUGAAAUGGUACCAAGUUUUCUAUGGUGUUAAGUACUGGUUCAUGUCUAAAGACAGCAUUCCUCCAAAGCCUGAUAACUACGACUUUUUCAUUGACUACUAUGAAGGUAGACGUUACGAAGGAGGUGAACAAGACUCUGCUAUUGUUGCCGAUGCCAAAGAAGAAGCCACCAUCGGUGAACUGAAAUUGUCUGACAACAGCACAUCCAACUCCAACGCUGAUGAGAACAGACUUGUACACGAGUCCAAGUUGGAGCCUAAGGAAGACACAAAGACUAAAUGGAGUAAGUUGGUUAAGAGCCCAAAACAAUGGCCAUACCUUGCAUGGUUGAUCAUUUCUCAUGGUUGGACUCAAGACGUUAUCGCUUCUCAGAAGAAUGGUGGUAGAUUGGCUGGUGACUUGCAAGGAAUGCACGGAAGAGCUAAGUACUACUCCAACAAGGUUGAGCACAUUUUCUCUUUAUUCCAAGCUUUCACUGCUUGUACUAUGUCCUUCGCCCACGGUUCCAACGAUAUCUCUAACGCUGCUGGUCCAUUGUCUACUGUUUGGGUUGUUUAUACCACUAACGACGUUGUUGCAGAGCCACCAAUCUGGAUUCUUUGUUACACUGCUGCUGCCCUGGUCCUUGGUGUCUGGAUUUUCGGUUACAGACUGAUGGCCAACUUGGGUAACAAAUUGACUUUGCAAUCCCCAUCUCGUGGAUUUGCUAUCGAAUUAGGAGCAGCUAUCACCACAGUUUUCGCCACUCAAUUGGAGAUUCCAAUUUCCACCACCCAAUGUGCCGUUGGUGCCACUGUCUUUGUUGGUUUAUGUAACAGGGAUGUCAGAGCUGUCAACUGGAGAAUGGUUGCUUGGUGUUACCUUGGAUGGGUUUUCACCUUGCCAUGUGCUGGUUUGAUCUCCGGUAUCAUCAUGGGUAUUAUCAUCAACGCUCCACAAUGGGGAGGUCAAUACGAAUUGACUCCUUAG
Molecule: messenger RNA, 1731 nt
Organism: Komagataella phaffii GS115
Lineage: Eukaryota; Fungi; Ascomycota; Pichiomycetes; Pichiales; Pichiaceae
Product: Na+/Pi cotransporter, active in early growth phase
Exons: 1
Coding region: 1-1731 (576 amino acids)
Biological process (GO): phosphate ion transmembrane transport
Cellular component (GO): membrane
Source: RefSeq, a predicted model, not a curated record